This is a messenger RNA of Alternaria ventricosa, 1347 nucleotides long. RefSeq lists its product as uncharacterized. The coding region runs from base 1 to 1347 and encodes 448 amino acids. Lineage: Eukaryota; Fungi; Ascomycota; Dothideomycetes; Pleosporales; Pleosporaceae. The transcript is spliced from 3 exons. The record is from RefSeq and is a predicted model, not a curated record.
AUGGACGCCACCAACGAUGUUCUUGACUCACUGAGUGACCUACCAACAAGCAAUCCCUUUACCAUCUCGAACACACAGACCCGGUCUCGUAGCCCCAUCGUGCAACUCAACAGCGAGCGCAGACAUAAGCGAAGGAAGUUGGAACAUGACAGUAGCGCCGCUGCCGAGUACAUGUGCUUCAAGUACGGGCACAAGGGCCAGGUAGUGCCUGGGCGUCUGCGCAUGGAAAUCAUAAGCUGUGACGGCGGUGAGCAUCGCAGAGACAACCCACCUGGGCUAUACAGGGUUCAAAACGUCUUGAGGAACGACAAAAGUGUAUACUGUAGCGAGAGCUCCCAGUGCAAUCUUCUCUUGAAACACAUCGGAGAAGCCCCUUUCGCCUUGGAGAAGAUCGUCAUUCGAGCACCGGACCGUGGAUUUACGGCUCCCGUUCAAGAAGGUCUUGUAUUUGUAUCCAUGUCUGCAGAUGAACUCCUGUCCGGCACCUCAGCCUACAAUCUCCGCUACGACACUCCAUCGCCACUGAUGUCUCCGACACCCAGUUCUCCAAACGAGGCCAACGAGCACAUGUCGUUACGAGAGGCUCUUGAAGAUCCUUCAGUGUGGCAAUACUCAAACCAGGGCAGUCGCGAGGACAUGGAGGAGCGCAUCGAAAAUCUUCGACUCCGCAGUGAGAGGCUGAAUGCCGAAUCAGCAAAUUGGAUAUCGUCUUUGCGCUCCGACUCUGAACGUCGGCGGAUAAUGCGCCAGAUGGUAGAACACGAAGACGAAGCAGAGGGUGACAAUUGUGAUCACGCAGCGGAUGACUCUUACAGCGGUCCCGCUGGCAUUUCUGCACCUACCCCACCGCCUUUCACUGUUACUACUGCGGCCAGCGAGGAUGAAGACUCGGACUCCAACGAAGAAGUACCUAGUGCUGCUAUCAUGGCCGACCGCCUUCGAAGAGAAAGUCGUUGGCGUCCAGACAGCGACGACGAUGACGACGAAGUCAUUCCCCGCCUGGGUCCGCUGCGUCGCGCGCCGGCUCUCGACUACAGCACAUACAGCGAAUGGCGGGAGCGGAGAGAGCGCUAUCUUGAGCCCAUCCGAGCGUCUCGCGUAGCUGCGCCCAGCCGCAUUGAACCCUCCGAACGAACCCAUGACGAGCCACUCAUACCCCCACAUGCGCGCUUCUUCAUUGCGAAGAACAAGAAUAAGAUCACGAUCAAAUUUCACCCUGCAAUUUCGGGAAGACACGUCCUACUCAAGUUCUGGAGCCCGAAACACGAUGGCAACAUCGACAUCGAGAGUGUUCAGUUCUACGGGUAUUCUGGACCUCGCUACUUCCCGGCCGUGCAGGCUAGGUAG